AUGGCAAGUCCCAAAGCAAUAGGGGUUGCAUUGUUGGUUCUACUUCUUGUAGAUCUAUGCAUUGCAGCAAGAUCACCAUUUGCCGCAGGAGGUGGAGGUGGUGGUGGUAGCGGUGGUGGAGGUGGUGGAGGGUCUAAUGGCUAUGGUUCCGGGUAUGGGUCAGGUUAUGGUUCUGGAAGUGGUAGUGGACACGGUGGUGCAGGAGUAGGAGGAUAUGGUAGUGGAGGAGGUGGAGGUGGAGGUGGAGGGGGAGGUAAAGGCGGUUCUGGAUCGGGAUAUGGGUCUGGUUAUGGAUCUGGAGAAGGGUCUGGAUAUGGUGGUGCACAUGGAGGUGCUUAUGGUAAAGGUGGAGGUGGGGGAGGAGGAAGUGGAGGAGGUGGUGGUAACGGAGGUUUAGGCUCAGGUUAUGGUUCUGGAUAUGGAUCGGGAGAAGGUUCAGGUUAUGGUGGUGCACAUGGAGGUACUUAUGGUAAAGGUGGAGGUGGGGGAGGAGGUAGUGGAGGAGGUGGGGGCAAUGGAGGCUUAGGCUCCGGUCAUGGUUCUGGAUAUGGAUCGGGAGAAGGUUCAGGUUAUGGUGGUGCCGCACAUGGAGGUGCUUAUGGUAAAGGUGGAGGUGGAGGAGGAGGAAGUGGAGGAGGUGGGGGUAACGGAGGCUUAGGCUCAGGUUAUGGUUCUGGAUAUGGAUCAGGAGAAGGUUCAGGUUAUGGCGGUGCACAUGGAGGGGGGUACGGUAAGGGUGGAGGUGGAGGAGGUGGAAGUGGAGGAGGUAACAGAGGCUCUGGUUCAGGAUACGGGUCAGGAUCUGGUUCAGGAUCUGGUUCCGGAGGUAGUUAUGGUGUUAGUGGUGGUAAAGGAGGUGGCGGUGGUAGCGGUGGAGGAGGUGGUGGCGGUUUAGGGUCUGGUUCAGGUAGUGGAUAUGGUUCUGGAUCAGGCUAUGGAGGUGGUCGUGGUGGAGGUAACUAG
Messenger RNA from Beta vulgaris subsp. vulgaris (sugar beet), 963 nucleotides. RefSeq names its product glycine-rich cell wall structural protein 2. NCBI's taxonomy places the organism in Eukaryota, Viridiplantae, Streptophyta, Magnoliopsida, Caryophyllales, Amaranthaceae. The transcript has a single exon. Bases 1 to 963 code for a protein of 320 amino acids. The record is from RefSeq and is a predicted model, not a curated record.